CUCUCUCUCCCCUGCCUGGGAAAACUUCUUGGAACAGGGGACUGGGGGAAUCCCCAUGGGAUCGGGCUCCAAGCAGGGUGUUUGGGGCACUGGAGAAGCCUGUAUUCCUGGGCCCCUCCCAGAGCAGGAAUCUGGGCCCAGGCUGGGUGCCAGCCCCACCUAGGCCCGGACAUGAGACCCCCGUACCUCCGCCUCUCCGCCGCCUCUGGCCCCUGGAUCCCGAAGAAGCUGCUGCUACCGCUGCUGAUGGCGCAACUCUGGGCCUCAGUGGCGGCGCUGCUCCCCGGAAAUGACACCGACUUGGACACUGCGCUCUCCGGCGCCCAGUGCGCGCGCGGCUCGCAGCCCUGGCAGGUCUCCCUCUUCAAUGGUCUCUCCUUCCACUGCGCGGGCGUCCUGGUGGACAAGAGUUGGGUGCUCACGGCCGCGCACUGCUGGAACAACAAGCCACUGUGGGCUCGAGUUGGGGACGACCAUCUGCUGCUCCUCCAGGGCGAGCAGCUCCGUCGGACCAUUCACCCUGUCCCCCACCCCAAGUACCGGCUGGGAUCAGGCCCACUCCUGCCAAGACGCACUGAUGAGCAUGACCUCAUGCUGCUGAAACUGGCCAGGCCUGCCAUGCUGGGGACUCGUGUGCAGGUUGUGCGCCUGCCCUACAGAUGUGCGCAGCCUGGAGACCAGUGUCAAAUCGCUGGCUGGGGCACCACAGCCACCCGACGGGUGAAGUACAACAGGGGUCUGAGCUGCUCCCGGGUUACUAUCCUGAGCCCUAAGCAGUGUGAAGUCUUCUACCCUGGUGUGGUCACCAACAACAUGCUGUGUGCUGGACUGGACCAGGGCCGGGACCCUUGCCAGAGUGACUCAGGUGGUCCCCUGCUCUGUGAUGAGACCCUGCAGGGUAUCCUUUCCUGGGGUGUCUACCCCUGUGGCUCUUCCCAGCAUCCAGCUGUCUACACCCAGAUCUGCAAAUACAUCAACUGGAUAGAGAAAACCAUUCGCACCAACUGAUGAGGAUGCCACCAGCACACUCUUCACCAUCUGUUCACUUCCUCGGAUCCCUGCACUUCCUCCCACUCCCCUCCACCCCCAGUGACUGAACUCUCUUCCUCCCCUGCUCAAACCUCUGCCACCCAUCCACACCUACUCACAUCUCUCCUCUCCCCUCAUGACCCUGCCUUCCCCCAUUCUCUGCCUGCAUCAAAGCAGAAGUGCAGAAAGUGAUGAGGAAGUUUUAUUCAAGAAAGGCAAGCAAGCAGGUCGACCAAUCUCUAACAGAAGUUACCAGAGUAUCACAGUUAUGUGGAGGCACCUGACCUGGCUUCCUGUACCACUCCCUGCUGUGUGAUGUUGGGCAAGCCAAGAGCCCUCUCUGAUCCUUGGUUUUCUCACCUGGAAAAUGAGGACAAUGAAGUGCCUAUCUCAUAGACGUGUUGAGGAACCCAUGAUAGAGUGUACAUGUAAAUUGUUAUGGUAAUUACAUAAAGAAUUUAACACAGUGGGUGAUGAGCCCUGAAUAAAGGUUACCUAUUUACAUGACAUGAA
Messenger RNA from Choloepus didactylus (southern two-toed sloth), 1542 nucleotides. RefSeq names its product kallikrein related peptidase 10 (gene KLK10). Gene Ontology annotation, biological process: proteolysis. Gene Ontology annotation, molecular function: serine-type endopeptidase activity. The record is from RefSeq and is a predicted model, not a curated record. NCBI's taxonomy places the organism in Eukaryota, Metazoa, Chordata, Mammalia, Pilosa, Megalonychidae. The transcript is spliced from 6 exons. The coding region runs from base 172 to 1008 and encodes 278 amino acids.